Molecule: messenger RNA, 1237 nt
Organism: Scleropages formosus (Asian bonytongue)
Lineage: Eukaryota; Metazoa; Chordata; Actinopteri; Osteoglossiformes; Osteoglossidae
Product: cyclin-dependent kinase 6-like
Exons: 7
Coding region: 350-1237 (295 amino acids)
Biological process (GO): protein phosphorylation; signal transduction; G1/S transition of mitotic cell cycle
Cellular component (GO): cyclin-dependent protein kinase holoenzyme complex; nucleus; cytoplasm
Molecular function (GO): ATP binding; cyclin binding; cyclin-dependent protein serine/threonine kinase activity
Source: RefSeq, a predicted model, not a curated record
GACCAGUUUUGACUCUUCCCGGUUGUUUUUCUUGGGUUAGCCUCAGUCUGUUUACCAGUGGUAAUUUUUUUGUCAGGCUGAGAUGUUUAAAAUUGAGUGGAAAACCUAGGUAGUUUGUAUUAAAAUAUUAAUGUGUGCAGCCCUGAUUGCUUAUUUGUUAAACUGUUGAACUUCAGAUUCAAGUACAGUCACUGGUGCAAUCUUGGGAACAAGUUGAGAAUUUAAUUCAUUUAGCAGGAGCUUUUCUUCACAGCAACAUACCUCUUACAAAAAGUACAAUUUGUGCACUCAGUAAUGUGGAGUAACACUAAUGUGCUUGUGACCCCAUGCCGAGGUGUAAGGGUACAGCAUGGAGGCCGGCCGCUACGAGGUCCUGGCUGCUGUGGGUGAGGGCGCCUCCGGACGCGUGUUCAAGGCACGCGAGACCGGCGGCUGCCAGCGCCUCGUGGCCCUCAAGAAGGUCAGGGUCCUCGAGCAGAUGGAGGAAGGCGUGCCUGCCUUCGUGAUCCGCGAGGUGGGACUGCUGCGCAAGUUGGAGGCCUUCGACCACCCCAACGUGGUCAAGUUAUUAGAUGUUUCAGUUGAAGUCGAAAAUCAGACCCCAGAGCUGACUUUAGUGUUUGAAUAUGUUGAUCAAGAUUUGUGUGCAUUUCUUGCCUCGGUAGCAGAGACUGGUCUCAGCAGGGGGAAAAUUAAGGACAUAAUGUUACAGCUGCUGCGAGGCCUAGACUUCCUUCACACCAACAUGCUGGUGCACCGAGACCUGAAGCCGCAAAAUGUGCUGGUCAGCAGCCACGGUGAGAUCAAGAUUGCGGAUUUUGGUCUGGCGCGGAUCUACAGCCACCACAUGGCUCUCACGCCCAUCGUGGUGACCCUGUGGUACAGAGCUCCGGAGGUCCUGCUACACUUCGGCUACAUGUCCUCCGUGGACAUGUGGAGCACUGGCUGCAUCUUCGCUGAGCUCUUCCUCCUCAGACCCUUGUUUUGCGGCUAUUCUGACAUACAGCAGCUCCAGAAAAUCAUAGAUGUGAUCGGCCUGCCUGCACAGGAGGACUGGCCUACCGAGAGCCCCAUCCCGUACCCUGCCAACUGGAAGAGUGGUAAUACCUUAAAUCAGCUGCUGCCGAACUUGCACCAGGAAGAGAGGGACCUGCUCUUGCAGUUUCUGGUCUUUAACCCAUCCAAGCGUGUCUCAGCCUUUGAGGCUUUGAGACACACCUUCCUGGCUGAGCAGUAG